AUGAGCACCGCGGAAGAGGAGUCUUCGGAGCAGGAAGACAUUUCUUCAAGCGAAACCGAAGUUACGUCCCGAGUGCAGUACAGCAAAGUUCUCCCGCUAAAGUGUCACAUAUUCAUGCUGUAUGGAUCGUUCGCCGCCGUGCUGCCCAACACGUCGGUGGAGGCCGAGCAGCUGGGCAUCUCUCCUCAGCUGGUGGGCGCCAUGAUGGCGGCGGUGCCAUUCAGCACGGUUCUGGCCGCGGUCUCGUUGCCUUACUUCCGCUCGCGCGUCGCCACCAUCAAGCGUGCCAUGAUCCUCGUCACGCUCGGGCAGGGCACCUGCCACCUGCUCGCGAUGCGGGUCACGCGCGGACACCGGAGGGCCUCGGUGGACCUGACCGUGCGCAUGCAGUGUUUCCCUGCCGAAAACGCUUCCACAUCUACUCCGCUCACGGUAUGCUUGGACAACCCGCUCAACCGCCAGCCGAAUCUGUGCCCGCAAGACUCGACGGUCGAUCCCGGCAGCAGAUCCCAAGAGGACAUCCACGAUUCCGACUCUCAAGCGCUGGAGUGCACGUUCAAAUGCGGAUGUUUCUGGGACCAGGACGCCGAUUACGCGUCGGCAGAGUUCAGUCCCCCCGCGAACAAGUGUCUCGUGAGCGACCACAGACUCCUCCACUGCGGGGAAAGCUACUGCCUGGCGGUCUCCAAGGAGACGCACUUGGCCAUUCUGUGCGACGAAGAGUCGACUCCGCCCUGCCGGAUGCGCUGCCACGAGCGGCGGCUGCGACGCGGAGAGCGGACCGCUGCACUGACCAACUGGUCGGACGUCCUCCGGUCGCUCCGCAAGGCCGUCGUCUGGAGCUACCUGCUUCUGCGGCUGCUCGCCAUCGUGUUCAGCGGCGUAGCCGUCACCCUCACCGACGCGGCCGCGCACCUGGUGCAGGACGCGGACGAGCCGCCGCGUCUCUUACUCCGCGCGGCGUCGACGGACCCGAACCGGCUGUGGGGCUCGGCGGGCUGGGGUGCCGCCUCGCUGCUCGCGGGUCAACUGAACCACUGGAAGGGCCCCGAGGGAGGUGCGUUCAUCAACUUCGCGCCGGCCGUCUAUCUGAGCGCCGGUAUGAACGCGGUCGACGUGGUGGCCAUCAUGCUACUGCGUAUGCCCCUGCGCGAGGUUCCGUACCGGCGCCUGUUCGAGAGCGAGCCGAGCGCGUACCGCAAGCGACGCACCUACUUCUACAUGGCGCUCGCCUACGUCGUGGGCUCGCUGAGCGGUGCCAUCUGGGUGUUCGGACCGCUCAGGCUGCGCCUUUUGGGAGCCGUGCCGCAACUGCUGGCUGCCACGACAGCCGUCCAGGUUUUCGGCGGCGAGCUUGUGCACACGUUCGCCUCCGAGCGGAUCGUGCAGCUGAUGGGCCUGCGGAACGCGGCGAGCGCCUCCAUCCUGAGCCUGUUCGCUCGGCUGCUCGCCUACGGCCUGGUGCCGCUGCCCUGGGCCCUGCUGCCCGUCGAGGUGGCGCAGGGACUUAGCGUGGGCCUCUACUCGAGGACCACUCUCGCCCUCGCCAUCGGAGACCCGCCGCAAGGCAAGACGGAGCGGCAGCCUGCAGCAGGUCCUUUCCACCAUCUACCACGGACUCGGGGCCUGCUUCGGCGCAUUCGUGGCCGGAUGUCUCAUACCGGUCAUGGAGAUCAACAGGACGUUCGUACUCUACAGCGUCGUCGCCCUGGUAGCCUUCUACGUCCAGUUCAGUUUCAGCCUCUUCUGCUCCAAGCGAGAUUCAGCCGACGUGAAGAAGAACGCCACUAG
Molecule: messenger RNA, 1791 nt
Organism: Dermacentor silvarum
Lineage: Eukaryota; Metazoa; Arthropoda; Arachnida; Ixodida; Ixodidae
Exons: 7
Coding region: 1-1791 (596 amino acids)
Cellular component (GO): membrane
Source: RefSeq, a predicted model, not a curated record